Molecule: messenger RNA, 642 nt
Organism: Meira miltonrushii
Lineage: Eukaryota; Fungi; Basidiomycota; Exobasidiomycetes; Exobasidiales; Brachybasidiaceae
Product: G10 protein
Exons: 1
Coding region: 142-588 (148 amino acids)
Biological process (GO): mRNA splicing, via spliceosome
Cellular component (GO): spliceosomal complex; nucleus
Source: RefSeq, a predicted model, not a curated record
CAAAACACGUGAUGCAUACGCGCCUUUAUUUUUGACAGGAAUCGGAAUUUCGCCCAUUCAACUCCGUAAAGUAGAGUGAGGCAUCUCUACUCCUCGCCACCAAUACCUCACAUCUCUCCAACCUUGAGAGGCAGGAAUACCAUGCCAAAAGUACGAACUUCCCGUACAAAACCUCCGCCUGAGGGUUUUGAGGAAAUUGAAGGAAUUUUAGAAGAUUAUGCAAGGACGAUGCGAGAUGCAGAGAACGAAAGUACAGAAGGUAAACGGGCAAAAGAAACACUUUGGCCGAUCAUGAGAAUAUCGCAUACACGAUCACGAUAUAUCUAUGAUCUGUAUUACAAACGAGAAGCAAUUAGUAGGGAGCUGUACGACUGGCUUUUGAAACAGGGAUAUGCUGAUGCAAAUCUUAUCGCCAAAUGGAAGCGGACAGGAUACGAGAAACUAUGUUGUGUAAGAUGCAUUCAAAGUAGGGAUAUGAAUCAUGAAGGAAGUACAUGCAUUUGUAGAGUACCGAAAAGUCAGCUUGCACGAUCUCAAGUAUUCGAAUGUGUUCAUUGCGGUUGUCGUGGAUGCAGCUCAGCAGAUUGAAAGUCAAGGAAACACAAACACUGUAUCAUAUCAAGCAUUAUUAUACCCAUUAUU